Molecule: messenger RNA, 2811 nt
Organism: Menidia menidia (Atlantic silverside)
Lineage: Eukaryota; Metazoa; Chordata; Actinopteri; Atheriniformes; Atherinopsidae
Source: the annotation of a GenBank genome assembly
GAGAGAGAGAGAGAGAGGGAAGAGGGAAGAGGGAUGAUAGAGAGAAAGAGAGUGUAUGCAAGGCUGGCUGUAUUCUGAUCCAAGUAAGAGUACCAGAGUGUGUAACCGUUGAAGGAAGUUUACUUGUGAUAUUUAAUAGCAGUUUAUUCUCCUUUAAUAUCCCCUUUCCAUACCCGGAAUUCAUUUUUUUGUCGGCUGAAACUCGAUUCCUUCUAUAUUAGAGACGUGGAUCCCAUCUUGACUAUCAGUCUGCAACCCCGCCUGUCUGACGACCAGCAUACCAUUCAAAUAGACUGUCAGCAAGCAGGAGAACCAGCCAGCCACCAAAACAGCCUGCAACUGCUUUCAAGACCGUAAGCCAAACAGAAGCGGAGCCAUGUUGAUCAUCCUAGCUUUUAUCAUACUCUUCCACCUGGUUGCGGCCAUCCUCCUCUAUGUGGCCACCAUUCACAAUGCAUGGUGGGUGGUGUCGUCUGCCGGUCGGGAAAUCAUCUACUCUGACCUGUGGUACUCCUGUAAUUCCACCUGCUACCCCGUAGAAAACAGCCACAAAGUUGAAGCUGCUUAUCUGCAGGCAGUCCAGGCCACUAUGAUCCUGGCCACCAUUUUAUGCAGUGUCAGCUUCUUUGUCUUCAUUCUUCAGCUGUUCAGGAUCAAACAGGGAGAGAGGUUCAUUUUCACAGCUAUCAUCCAGUUGUUGGCCUCUCUAUGUGUGAUGGUUGCGGCCUCCAUCUACACAGCUGAGAAAAGGAGCUUUCAUGUGACCAGCCUCCACCAAGGCUCCUAUGGCUCCUCUUACAUCCUAGCAUGGGUCAGCUUCCCCAUGACUCUCAUCAGCGGCCUCAUGUACCUGGUGCUCCGGAAACGCAAAUAAGCCAAAAAUACAGCAUCUUCAAAUAUAUGGAUAGGAACAUGGACACAAAUGCAUACAAAAUGCAUAUACAGAUUCUCUCUUUAAUCCUGAGAUUUUCUUUAUCAUUGAAAUUAUGGGAAACCACUGCGCAUACGGCAGCAUUUCAUUUCAUUUCACAGGUCCAGCAAUGGACAAUCCCCACUAACGUAUUCGACAAACAGGUUUGUGUCAGUCUAACAUGUGCAGAUCCAAGUUUGUGAUGAUCCCUCCUCCUUCCUGAGGGCGCAUUGUUCUCACUGAAAACAUGGCAUUUAUUCACGAGGACCAAACCCACCCUGUGCCUUUGUUUUUCUGCUUUCAUGUUUUUGGAAACAUUUGAGGUGAAAAAUGCACCAACAAAGAGCCUUGACUGGAAAGUGUCUAGUUACCUUUGCCAGCUCAGUCUACUGUGGUGGAUAACUUCAUUCAUAUGUAGCAAAUGCACUCCACAUGGUGGUGUAUUUAUCUCUCAGUCACGGCUUAGCGUUGAAUCCUGGACUCCUUGCAGUGUUUAGUGAGAACAUUAUGUACCUUCGUCAUUUUUGUUUCAUAAGCUCCUUUUUUUUGUAACAAACCUCAUCUUCUUCUCUCAUUGUUGUCGACCAGUUCCAUUUAGCUCCAUGGGUUUGGUCUGCCUCAGACAUAGCACCUGGAUUUGCCAAAGGGUCCAUUCUUAUUGAUGAGACUUCUCAUUAUUUGUUUUGUACAUAUUUGCUGUGUAUGUAUGGGUUUUAGACUCCCAUAUUUGAACUAUAUAGAUAAAAAAAAACUGUGUUAAUCUUAACAUACAGGAAUUGUAAUGAAGCAAUAGUUAGAAUAGUGUAGACUUUUGCCCUUUUUGUAUUAUUUUAUGACUGACUCGUGUUUUAAUGGUUAAAGAAAAACCAAUGACGUGCUGCGAAAUUUGGGAUUUCAAAUGAAAACAUAAACAGUGCAAACUUGAAAUAAGCAUGACCAUGUCUCUGUUGCUAUUGCUAUAGCAAACGCUAUUUAUUGUUUCAAAACCACUCUUUUAGUUGCAUUUUGUCAUCACCUGACUCGAGACAAAUGAAAUAAUAAUGUCUCGCCAUAUUUCCCUGCUCUGGCCAGGCUACCAAUGGUUUCUCGCAGGAACAUUUCUACUCACACUGAUGAUAAGGAUAAAUUUGGUACUGUUUCCCUGAAUUAAAUCCCGUAAUGGCCUUUUUGGCAGUAUUAAAAUGCUGAUUAAAAUUAUUUUUCUGCUUACUCAAGUUGAUACUUGAAAUCAAAUACUGACAGACGUUGAUCUUUAUUGUAGAGUUUGGUUAAGCUGUCAUCUUAAGGAUUUGUCUUAAUGUUUUAAUGUUUCAGAAAAUCUCAAAUCUAACACUGAGGUCAAAAGUAGCUGGUAAAUUAUCUUGUCGAUUAAAAUGCUUUCCAGUCAGACUUAAAUAAUCACAAUUAUUAGGCUGGACCAAACUCCCACAGCAUCUUGUCAAUUAAACAACACAGAGUUACUGUGAAAUAUGGGAACACACCUACAAAAUACUCAGAAGUUGUUGAAUCCAAAACUGUAUUUAAUUUUUUUUUGUUUGAUAUUUUGUUUGAGGGGGGGUAAAGUAUUAUGUUGCAUUGUUUGAAGAUUGCAUUUAGCUUUGAAAGACCAGACAUGACGAGAACUUGAAAUAAAAAACUAUUUGCUUUACUGCAUGGCAUUUCCCACAUUUGUUGUGUCAUUUGACCAGUUCAUAAGCAUCUGGUUUCUUUACCCAUGCUGUUGUUUCUGUGCCUGUGUUGCCACAUCAGGGUCUGCUCUUCUCAUCUGUAAGAAAUCAUCCGAAAGAUUCAUGUACCACAUAUUAAAGUGAAACCUUUGUCUGCUAUCGACACCUGGUGGACUCAUAAAAAACUACACAUACAAGUUUCAGGCUCCUGACUUUUGCCCUGGGCUACAUGGU